Linnemannia hyalina is the source of this 1959-nucleotide messenger RNA. The record is from the annotation of a GenBank genome assembly. NCBI's taxonomy places the organism in Eukaryota, Fungi, Mortierellomycota, Mortierellomycetes, Mortierellales, Mortierellaceae.
AUGUCCAUCGCCAAGACAGUCCAGAUCCUAUCCAGCCUCAAGGAAACGAAACCACGAUACAAACCAGCCUUUGACACAGAUGCUAGCUUUCCUUUGCAAGAACGCCAUCAAGUCCAACCACCGCCUGUACCAGGACCCCCGACCACACAGAUCGGCCCCCUUUGCCUGUCUCCAGUAGAGGCGGCGUCCAUGCGCGUAGUUCAGGACACACACGUCGACAACUCCACCCCUCGCGUCCUGUACUCGGACGGAUCUCUUCUGAACUCGGGAACGCUAGAAGUAUCCCAGGCCUUUGGAGUGGUGGAUCUCACUCAGGACAACCCUCUGACAGUACAAGGACGAACGGACGGUCACGCAUCCUCGGCUAAAGCCGAGCUCAUGGGCUUAUUAGCCGCAGUCUUGUCAGCGCCACCGGAACAGGACAUUGUGGUCAAGCUGGACAAUCAGUACGUGGUGGAACAGUAUAGUCGCCUGGUGAAGAAUCGUCGGGACACCUUACCGAGGAAGCGAUUCAGGAGUACAUAUGCGGGUAUCUGGGCGGUGCUUUGUCAGGUUGUGGAAUCUCGGCCAGGCGGGGUUGAGGUGGUGUGGAUCAAAGGUCACAGCAACAUCCACGGAAACGAACUUGCGGAUCAGGCGGCGAAGGUGGCAGCACAGAGUGGUUCAGUGCCCUGGAUGGUGGAUCUCACUCAACAGACGGAUAUCACGACCUUUGCACAUUGUUACGGCGGGAUUGUUGAAAUCGAUCUACGUCAGCUCCUCAAACAACAAUCGACAAUCCGUCACCAUCAGGCCUGGACGUCACAGAGGCGGGUCAAGAGGGCGAUCCCUGACAUCGAUGACGUGGAAUGGAACUCGACCUUGGCUUAUGUCCAUGACAGGCACGCAGUCUUCACCUUUUACAGCAACAGCAAGGACUCUCACCAACGCACACAUCAUAUCAAAAAGCUGCAUGGAAUGCUGCCCACUCUGAACUCCAUGCAGGCUCGCAAGCCCAACCUGUACCCAACAUGCGUGUGCCGACGAUGCGAGCUCGAGAAGGAGGAUAACGAUCACGUCUGGAAAUGCCCUUCGGCAGCUGAGACCACCACUGAGAUCUGGAAGGAGGCCAUGGGCAAGAUUAACGAGUGGGGUGUGCAGGCGACAAACAGCUACAACGCAGCCAGGAAGCGAGAAUACAAACGCGCGGUGGACAGAGGUCGUCAGGUACCGAGGCCAGUACCCAUACACUGGUGGCCCCCUUCGGAUGCGGAUCAUGUGCGAGGAUUUUCCUCCAUCGGUGGAGCUCGAGCCGUGCACAGCGGUAGUCCAGCUCUCGAUCGAGACGAGAAACCGAUGUGGAAUGUGUCGGAUCUCCUCCGCGGCAUCACCCCCUUGAGCAUGUUGACUGAAUGGUCCGCGGUCUUCCGGACCCCAAUGUCCAUCGCCAAGACAGUCCUUCACAAGUUUGUUGGCUACCUGGAGGCGCAGGCCUCGGAGCUGAUCUGGAAACCUCGGUGCUCCGCGACAAUCGCAUGGGAACAAAGCCAGGGCAUCUCUGCCAAGGAUAAGACAUCCAAAUAUACAGGCCCCCGAGGUGAUUGGAGUCAAGGAUACGGUUACAUCACGCACGAUGGUUUCUUCCUUCACAAGUUUGUUGGCUACCUGGAGGCGCAGGCCUCGGAGCUGAUCUGGAAACCUCGGUGCUCCGCGACGAUCGCGUGGGAGCAGACCCAGGGUAUCUCUGCCAAGAACAAGACAUCCAAAUACACAGGCCCUCGAGGUGACUGGAGUCAAGAAUACGGUUACAUCACGCAUGAUGGUUUCUGCCCGUGUGGCGCUUCGCUAGCCACACAUGAUGAAGGAAAGCGUCCUGGAGCGACCAAGGACCCACGCGCUGCUGACAAAGCGUUUGUUGGAGAGUUUGUUAGGAAGGAAGAGGUUGCCAAUGAUGGAGAGGAUGGAAGUAAUGCCCUUUAA